AUGCCUGAAAUUGAUUGGAACUCAGAGAACACUUGGAUGUUGUGUAUGUUAUUUGCCGAACAAGUUGGAAAAGGAAAUCGGCCAAACACACACUUGAAUGCACUUGGGUAUGCUAAGGUUGAAAAAGGGUUCAAAGAAAGGACUGGAAUAGUAGUUACGAAGGCUCAGAUCAAGAACAAAUGGGACAAGUUAAAGGAAGAUUUCAAGGCAUGGAAGAAACUAAUGCUGAGGCAAACAGGAAUUGGUUGGGAUCCUAUAAAGAAGACUAUUGCUAUGGAUGGCGAAUGGUGGAAAAAAGCUAGAGCUGUAAGACAUUCCGGGUUGUGGAAAGUUCAAAAAGAAGGUCUUGAGAAUGAAGAUGAAUUAGCCAAGUGUUUUUCUGAUAUCACUACUAUUGGUAUUGAUCAUUGGUCUCCUCAUGUUGUGAAUGUUGAAGCAUCAGAAAAUAUGGAUGAGGCACAAGAUGAGGAAAUCAAUUGUGAGCCACAAGAUGAUGAAUUCAUUCAGGAUACACAAGAGGAGGAUAUUCGUAUUACUCCUCCACCUGCGAGUGGCAAGAGAUUGGCAAGGUCUGUUGAUAGAAGUGGCAAGAAGGCAAAGUCUGGAAAUGCACUCCUAAUUCAAGAAGCAGUAACAAGUAUGGCAAGUUCAGCCAAUGAAUAUGUUUCUAAGAGAUAUGGAAAAUAUUCUAUUGAUGAAGUGAUGGAGGUUGUGAUUGCUUGUGGGGCCGGCUAUGAUAGCAAUGAACAUUACAUGGCGUCUGAGCUGUUUAUGUCUUCAAGUGAGUCUGAUGAAUCUAGUGAGUCUGAUGGUGAAUAUUUUUUUAAAAUGGUUGAGAGCUGUGGCACCGCCGAGAUUUAUGUUUUCACAACAAAGUGGAAUGGGAUGGCUGAUGGAGAUGGUAAACACUCCAGGGGAGUGCCAUCGAAUGCUUCGGAUGAAUGA
Molecule: messenger RNA, 945 nt
Organism: Setaria italica (foxtail millet)
Lineage: Eukaryota; Viridiplantae; Streptophyta; Magnoliopsida; Poales; Poaceae
Exons: 4
Coding region: 1-945 (314 amino acids)
Source: RefSeq, a predicted model, not a curated record